UAUUUUUCACUUUCAUAACAUAAUUGUCUGCAGAGACUGACGGAUAAUUUCCUAUGACCGGCAUUUAUCAUAAAGGAGGAGUAUGGGGCGCGCCAGGAUUUCAUCGAAUUCGGGAAUGAAAAUUAGUAUUUUCCAUCUAUGGCUGCAUUUAACUUUCUGGGGACUGGGUCAGGCCAUCCACCCGGACUGUGCUAUCAUCUCCCAGCACAUGAAAGCCCAGGAGCUAUGCAUGCAGAUGAGGAGGAGGGAGGCCCGAAACCGGACCACAAGGACGGGAUGUCGGACGGAGUGGGAUGAGAUUCGCUGCUGGCACCGGGAGGAUGCGGGACAGGUGGUCAACGUGUCCUGCUCCGAGAUCUUCCAGCACUUCUCCAGUAGCCGAGGUUACAUCUCCAGGAACUGUACUGCAGAUGGCUGGACAGACCUGCAGCCUUCCUACGAAGAAGCCUGUGACUUCAGCAAGGGCUUGGAGCCAGAGUCUGAGGUUGCUUACCUCUCGACAUUCAGACAUGUGUACACAGCCGGAUAUGCCACGUCGCUGGUCUCUCUAAUAACCGCAGUCUUCAUGUUCAUUGCCUUCCGGAAGUUCCACUGCACCAGGAACUACAUCCACAUCAACCUGUUUGCCUCGUUCAUCCUGCGAGCGAGCUCCGUCUUCAUCAAAGAUGCCGUCCUGUUCGCGGACGAGAACCUGGAUCACUGUUUCAUGUCUACGUCGUCAUGUAAGUGCGCUGUGGCCUUCUUCCAGUUCAGCAUACUGGCAAACUACUUCUGGCUGCUGGUGGAGGGCAUGUACCUGCAGACCCUGCUGGCCCUGACCUUCGUCUCACACAGGAAGUACUUCUGGUGGUACGUCGUGAUUGGAUGGGGCGUACCAUCAGCAGUUCUAACAGUUUGGGUGCUGACCAGAUAUCUCUAUGACGACAGAGGGUGCUGGGACGAUACGGAAAACGUCGCCAUCUGGUGGAUCAUCAAGGCGCCGAUAACGACAUCGCUGUUUGUCAACUUCAUCAUCUUCAUCAACGUGAUCCGCAUCCUGGUGCAGAAGCUGAGAUCCCCGGCAGCAGGCGGGAACGAUGUUGGCCAUUUCAUGAGGCUGGCCAAGUCCACCCUGUUCCUCAUCCCCUUGUUCGGGACGCAUUACAUGGUGUUUGCCUUUCUGCCGGAAACCAUGGGAGAAUCGGCCAGGCUUUACAUCGAGCUGGGCCUCGGAUCCUUCCAGGGAUUUGUGGUCGCUUUGCUGUACUGCUUCCUGAAUGGGGAAGUACAGGCAGAGAUGAGGAGGAGGCUUUCUAAGUGGCAGAUGUCUGGCCGGCCGAGUCCCGCGGAGCGCCGGAAGCCGCCGUUCCCCGACAGCAGCCUCAUCUCCCAGGUGACGGUGCUGGACAAGCCUGUGGGCAGUGAGCCCAUCUGCGGCAUCUAACAGCAGGGCGGCUUCUGUUGGGGUGAGGAUUCCCUGAAGGACGUUCCUGAGGUCCACCGUUUGUGUCUCGCACCGCACCGAGUCUGUGACUCGCGCUUUGGCCAGAAAACUGCAGACAUUCGCCAGUGUGUCACCCGUGUGUGCGAGAGUCCAUUUCUGAGUGUAAACUGAACAAACAACCUGGGUUGUUGGAAGAAUUAUUUUCUAGAGAAAACUUCCGGAAACAUUGUGUUGUUAUAUUGCGUUUAAAGCAGUGCGUCUUAAGCCACUCCUCGGGGACUCUCAGACAGUACUCAUUUUUGCUCCCUCCCUGCUCCAUAUACCCUGUACCAGGUACUCAGUGUUCUUAAUUCGCUGGGAGCUGGGAGGGAGCAAAAAUGUGGACUGUCUGAGAGUCUCUGAGGACCGGCUUUAAACCUUAGUGUAAAGGAUUUCUGUGUGUGAAUUUCAAUGAGUGUGUUUUAAAAUAUGUACACAAAGAGCCAAGUCAACCAGCUAAGAAUAGGUUCAGUUUAAAACCAAGUAGGGGAUAACGACAGCUGAUUGUAUAUUUUCUGCCUGUAAACAUUCAGUUUUGCAAUGCGAGACCAGAGUUUCUGAUAAUUGCAGGUACACUAAUGCAAACAGAGAUAUUAUUUUCAGAGCUUGUCAUAUAUUGUCCCUUAAAUUAUAUCAGGAGACCCCUUAUACUGUAAAAUUACUCCCAAGCUUUAAUUCUAAGCUUUCAAGUCCUUUUCUAAUGUAAAUGAGUAAAUAUGUAAAUUAAGGUAAUAUUAGCUGCCCUUUAUGCUGUGAAUAGCUGGAAAAAAAACAAUCUUUUAAUGGAACAAUUUUUGGGAUCCCUUAAAAGCAGACAUCUUCAGAGCCACUGUACCUGCAGUAUUAUCUGCAUUAGCGGCGCCAGCCGGCUCCGCAUGCGUGGAGAAAUGCGACCAGUGCUGCUCUUUCAUCUUCAUAUGAAGGAAAAUCUGCCUUUUUGUAUGAGCCGCGUAAAAACGUUUGAUAGGAGUCACAUGCGUCAUUACCUUGGCAGUGACAAGCACAGUCAGCUUCUCCCAAACAACAAAUAAAACCUGCGCUUAUAAUUUAUGAUAAUUGUAUGCAUCCAAAUUUGAAUCUGAAUUGAAUCUGGAUUACAUCGUAUAUUGUUCUGCAUAAAAGCAGUCAUUGUUUGCGUCAGUUGUUUUUCAGUGGAGGGACACUGACAUGCGCUCACGCAUAUGCUCACACACAUUCAGCAAAAUCACAGGAUAAUUUAUAGCAAAAAACAUUUAAUGCAUUUUAACGCCAAUAUAGCAAUUUCAUGUACAAAACUCCUAAUGUACACUAUAGAACAAACGGGUGUUUACAGGACAUUGGGGGGGGAUGAAGUGGAAUUCAGGAGUCAUGUACACGGUCCACAUUUUACAGCACGCCACGGUCCAUGUUCAAGCACAUGCAUGUGCACACGCUCU
This is a messenger RNA of Paramormyrops kingsleyae, 2877 nucleotides long. Its product is annotated as vasoactive intestinal polypeptide receptor 1-like. Gene Ontology annotation, biological process: cell surface receptor signaling pathway; adenylate cyclase-modulating G protein-coupled receptor signaling pathway. Gene Ontology annotation, molecular function: G protein-coupled peptide receptor activity; peptide hormone binding. NCBI's taxonomy places the organism in Eukaryota, Metazoa, Chordata, Actinopteri, Osteoglossiformes, Mormyridae. Gene Ontology annotation, cellular component: plasma membrane. The record is from RefSeq and is a predicted model, not a curated record.